GCAGAUAUUAUCAUAACUCCACUAAAACCAGUUCUUUCCGAAAAAUCAGUUCAGUAUUUACGCAAUCAUAUAGAAAUAAAAACAAAUGAUCGGCAUACAAUUUUAAAAACAGAGGAGGUUCCUAUACAAAUUCUGAGUAUCAUUCAUGACUGGCUUGUCAGAGCACUUUCGGCCAAUAAAGAAGAAUUUAAAACCGCUAUUAUGACUCCACUCAAAUCCGAUGAAUCUAAAGAUUUGCAUCAUUUUCGACUUAUCCAAGUAAACAGUAUUAAAGAAAUGCAGAAGGCAUUUCCGAAUUUUGAUUUAAUUAUUAACAAAGCCGACGGUAUUGGCAUCAAGGUCUCAAGUAAUCAUGCAGUAAUGUUUAUUGAGGUAUCCGAUGGCCCUAGUGAUCCUGAUAAGAAACAUAUAAAAGAUGAUGCAGAAAAACUUUUAAAAGAAGCAACAUUCGGAUUAGUUUCAAUACUUAGGAAUUAUUUAGAUAAAUCUGCUGAAAUAGCAAAGAACAUAAAAGAUGGACUUGAAAAUCAAACUAAAGAGCUACACAAACUAAGAUUAUCCCCUAAUAAUUGUGUACCUAAAGUUAGAGACUGGCUUUGGGUUCUGGACACAAAGGCAACAUAG
Racocetra fulgida is the source of this 624-nucleotide messenger RNA. Lineage: Eukaryota; Fungi; Glomeromycota; Glomeromycetes; Diversisporales; Gigasporaceae. The record is from the annotation of a GenBank genome assembly.